AUGACAUUCGCGGCUCUGGUGUUUCUGGGCAUCUGCUUUCUUUGCCAAAUGUCGGAGGCUCAGCUGGCUUACAAGCUUACCAAAAUCGAGUGCGAAGUCAAUGAGACUCGGGCUAGUAACAUCUCAUGCCAUGUUAAGGCGAUCAAUUGGAAUAUGGCUGUGGUUAACCUGGAUUGCUUCUUGAUUAUGCCCCUACUGGACCCAGUUGUUGGGAUGCAGUUGUUCAUGAAGGACUAUAGUAAUCAGUAUAAGCCUUUCCUAGUUGACGUUAAUUUUAAAUUAUGCGAGGUGAUUAAAAAAAGGGACUUUAUACCUUACGGCGUCAUUAUGUGGAAGGUGAUGAAGAGUUUUACCAAUCUAAACCACUCCUGCCCCUUUUCGGACCGGAUAACAGUCCGCGACGGGUAUCUGGACACCAGUCUUAUUCCGCCGCUCCCCCAUGGAUUCUACCAAUUAAGUUUAAUAUUUACGGAUUCGAAUUCCACUAAUAUGGAAUACGUGGGCACGGUUAAGUACUUUAUGCAAGCCAUGGAAAAGAUUAGGAGCAGGAAGGUUCCCAGAACAUAA
Molecule: messenger RNA, 567 nt
Organism: Drosophila biarmipes
Lineage: Eukaryota; Metazoa; Arthropoda; Insecta; Diptera; Drosophilidae
Exons: 4
Coding region: 1-567 (188 amino acids)
Source: RefSeq, a predicted model, not a curated record